Messenger RNA from Eubalaena glacialis (North Atlantic right whale), 2510 nucleotides. Its product is annotated as zinc finger protein 790. Lineage: Eukaryota; Metazoa; Chordata; Mammalia; Artiodactyla; Balaenidae. Gene Ontology annotation, molecular function: DNA-binding transcription factor activity; RNA polymerase II cis-regulatory region sequence-specific DNA binding. Gene Ontology annotation, biological process: regulation of transcription by RNA polymerase II. The coding region runs from base 389 to 2296 and encodes 635 amino acids. The record is from RefSeq and is a predicted model, not a curated record. The transcript is spliced from 5 exons.
AGCGUGGAGUCGUCAGUUGAGACUUGCGUUCUAAACGCGGCCUGGAAUAUCUUUGGAAUUCGCUUUGCCAAAGAUAGAGCGGUGUGAGGACAAUGGUCUUUGCCGAGCGAAGUGAUAGGGUCCAAGACCGAGGCCUGUGAAUUGAGACCACUGGGCUCUGGGCUCUAAAAGGUUGUCCCGGCUCCAGACUACAUUUCCCAGUGUCCGCCGUAUCCGAGGCAAAGUUCUGUCCGCACACCGGCCCUUUCAGGACCAUAGCAGGGGUCGUGCGCGAGUCCCUGAGGAACAUCCACAGCUUGAGGGAACCGCAAAGUCGACUCUGCUUUCUCAAGACUGCUUCACCGUGAGAGGAAUCUAGAAGACUGAGCAACUCUUGGAAUUUUAAGUUAUGGCCCAUUUGAUGAUGUUCAGGGAUGUAGCUGUAGACUUCUCUCAAGAGGAGUGGGAGUGCCUGGACUUGGAACAGAGAGCUCUGUACAGAGACGUGAUGUUGGAGAACUACAGCAACAUGGUCUCACUGGGACUUUGCCUUUAUCAGCCAGAUGUGUUCUCUUUACUGGAGAAGGGGAAAGAGCCCUGGAUGGUUUUGAAGGAUGAGACAAGAGGACCUUGCCCAGACAUGCAAUCCAGGUGUAAGACCAAGACAUCACCAAAAAAUGGCAUUUUUGACAGAGGAUUACCUCAAUGGGAAAUAAUGGAAAUUUGUAAAAAACAUAGCCUUGAAUGUUUAUGUUUUAAAGGUGAUUGGGAAAGCAAAGGUCAGUUUGAAACACAACAGGAAAACCAGGAAGAAUGUUUUAAGCAGAUGAUACUCACCUGUGAAAAAAUUCCCACAUUUAACCAGCACACAACUUUUAAUCUACUUCAGAGACUUAAUACAGUAAAGAAACUGAAUGAAUUUAAAGGGUGUAGGAAAACAUUUUGUUCUGACGCAAACUGUAUUCAACAUCAAUUAAUUCACACUGGUGGAAAAUUUUGUGACGGUAAGGAAUGUGAGAAGACCUUUUUUCCUGAUUCAGAACUUACUCAAUAUCAGACAGAUUGCACUGCUAAGAAAACAUAUGAAUGUAAAGAAUGUGGGAAGGCUUUUAGUUUGCGCUCAAGUCUUACUGGUCAUAGGAGAAUUCAUACUGGUGAAAAACCUUUUAAAUGUAAGGAAUGUGGGAAGGCCUUUAGAUUUCAUUCACAACUUAGUGUCCAUAAGCGUAUUCAUACUGGUGAGAAAUCUUAUGAAUGUAAGGAAUGUGGCAAGGCCUUUAGUUGUGGCUCAGACCUUACUCGACAUCAGAGAAUUCAUACUGGUGAAAAACCCUAUGAAUGUAAUGACUGUAGGAAGGCCUUUAGUCAGCGAUCACAUCUUACUAAACAUCAGAGAAUUCACACUGGUGAAAAACCGUAUGAAUGUAAGGAGUGUGGGAAAGCUUUUACUCGUGGCUCACACCUAACUCAACAUCAGAGAAUUCAUACUGGUGAGAAAUCUCAUGAAUGUAAAGAAUGUGGAAAAGCCUUUAUUCGUGGUUCAAAUCUUGCUCAACAUCAGAACGUUCAUGUUGGUAGGAAACCCUAUGAAUGUGAGAAAUGUGGGAAAGCCUAUAUCUGGAGUUCACACCUUGCUCGACAUCAGCGAAUUCAUACUGGUAUGAAACCUUUUGAAUGUAAGCAAUGUGGGAAGACUUUUAUAUGGGCCUCAUACCUUGCUCAACAUGAGAAAAUUCAUAAUGAGAGAAAACCAUAUGAAUGUAAGGAAUGUGGAAAGACCUUUAUUCAUGGUUCAGAGUUUAAUCGACAUCAGAAAAUUCAUACUGGUGAGAGAAACUAUGAAUGUAAGGAAUGUGGAAAGACCUUUUUUCGUGGUUCAGAACUUAAUCGACAUCAGAAAAUCCAUACUGGAAAGAGAUCAUAUGAAUGUGAAGAGUGUGGAAAAGCCUUUCUCUGGGGUUCACAACUUACACGACAUCAGAGAAUACAUACUGGUGAGGAACCUUACGUAUGUAAAGAAUGUGGGAAAUCUUUUAUCUGGGGUUCACAACUAACACGACAUAGGAAAAUUCAUACUGAUGCAGAACCCUAUAAAUGUAAGGAAAGUGGCCAGAUCUUUAGUCACCAUUCUUAUUUUGCUAAACAGAAAAUUCACAGUGGUGAGAAUCUUUAUCAAUGGAAAGAUUAUGGGAGCACCAUUACUCAUGACUCAUACUUUGCUCAACACCAGAGUAUUUACACUUUUGAGAAAUGCUAUGAACGUAAAGAUUUUGAGAGGGCAUUUUCUCCAGGCUCUCACUUUAUUUCACUCUUGUGAAAUCUGUAAAAAUGCAGGAAAAAUCUUUAUUCAUGACUUGUUAAUUGAUGUCAGUUAAUUCCUUCUUUUGAGAAAGCCUGUAGUGUAAACAAUAUUGGAAGACCUUUUGACAGAGCACGCAACACACUCAACAGCAAAUAAUUCCUAGUGCAAUCUAUAUUAAUAGAGGAAAGCUUUACUGAUUGGUUAUCAAUUAUAGAAUAUCAGGGCAAAG